Gadus macrocephalus (Pacific cod) is the source of this 4390-nucleotide messenger RNA. RefSeq lists its product as uncharacterized. Gene Ontology annotation, molecular function: protein binding; GTP binding. The coding region runs from base 69 to 2795 and encodes 908 amino acids. The record is from RefSeq and is a predicted model, not a curated record. The transcript is spliced from 3 exons. NCBI's taxonomy places the organism in Eukaryota, Metazoa, Chordata, Actinopteri, Gadiformes, Gadidae.
UGGUGGUAGUAGCAAAUAUUCAAACGAGAACAUUGGACUGUCUGUGAAUCAACUGAGACAUCUCUGCCAUGGCCGUGGACAGUGGUCAGAACCUAGUGCUGCCAGCACUGGGCCGGCCCUGUAUGGGGUUGCUCUACGACUUUCGCAAAGACUCACUGAUCCCCGCUUUGACAUAUUGGGACCGGGAGCCCUUAGAGAAAGAAGAAGAUGAAAGACCCCAACCCAACAGUGACCAAGCUGAAGCUUCAGUGAAAGCCAGUUUUCUAUGCGAACUGGUUUGGGUAGAAGAUUCGUCAACAUUCCUCUCAGAUUGUACGAUUUCCUCAAAUCAGUCUAGAGUGACCAAUAAAUAUAAUAAGCCUUACGAGUUUGAGUCUGGAAAAGCAACACACGUAGAGAAAGGUAUCCUUUAUGGGGCCUACUUUGUGUUUGACCAUGAGGUGUCAGAAAAGGAAGAUCGGCAAGAACGGAAGGGCAAAUUAACGGGGAUGUAUAAUAGGACAAAGAUGGAGGGCCAAGAUUCUCUGAUGGGAGACACUCACAUUGCAAAUGUUGAAAAGUUCUACCACAAAUUCCAUGGGGACACAUAUCACUACAAACCCAAUCAAAACGUAUCUAAGUGGUUGGGAAUAAACAGAGAGAACGCAGUGCCUCAGAAGGUCUGGUUAAAACCACUGAAGAUUCAGAAUCUGUAUUCUGAUGACUUUCAACUGGUUCAACAGAUAGGGGAAAUAUUAAUCAACGAUGCUCAGAAUGCCCUGAAGGUUCUCCAGCAGAUGGAAGAUGGGUUAUUCAAUAUCCAGGCAUACCCACAGAUUACCAAAGAUUUCGCAAGACUGGUUUCAAAAUCUGUAUCCAAAUUGGAGACCCUUAUCAAAUCAACGAGUCGGAUUGCACCCGUACCUAAUUUCAAAGAAAUCCUGAAAGAGUUACUGUCUUCCCUCUACCUGCAGAGAAAAUUUGAAAUCCUUUGCACUUUGAAUGACAUAAUGCCCAACAUGGCGAUCAUCACCAGUUACAAAGAUCUGCAACUUGAGGUUAAAGGAGACAGACCUACUGUGUGCUUGGUUUUGCCCUCCUUCGUUGAAUCAACCGGACAACACGAUUUGUUAAUUUCAGAAGUAAUGGACAAGGUCCUAGAGAAGGCAAAGCUCUUCAAAGAUUUUGCAGAGGCAAACAAGGAGAACGAAAACAUCAAGUUUCUAAUAGCUGCGAUAAGUGAUGAUCGGAAAAAUCGUGCAACUCUCCACCUCUACAAGAAUGGCUCCUUAGACAACGACGAUUUUGAACCACCUUCGAAGCCAGAGAUGACCCUAGGUGACAUAACCCAUAACAGUGUAACACUGAAUAUUUCCCCACCUCAAUUUGGGUUAACAACUGUCACCCACUACACUGUAGAGUUCCGUGCCCGUGGUUGCACUACUUGGUAUAGACGAAAAGAGAAUAAGGCUGGACAUGUCACAGUGUUAGACUUGCAGAUGAAUAAAGAGUAUCAGUUCAGGUGUAAAGCCAACUGCGCAGUCGGCCUCAGUCAGGCCUGUGAAGCUUUAAUUAAAACCUUACCAUACAGUCCUCAAGAAAAAUUGCAAGUGGAACGUCAUUCUACAGAUUUAUCAGUCAGCUGGGAGAAACCAACCGAGCUAGGGCAUGGAGUAGAGAUCAAGGAUUACAUCGUAGAAUAUGCUGAAACAUUUUCAGAACAGAAACAUGAAGAACUGACAUGGAAAAAACUACAAUUCCAAGGCAACAGAGUCACAAUCAGUCUGCAGCCAUCGACGUCCUACACUAUCAAAGUCAGAUGUGACACUGGACAUGCAGGCCUUGGCAUAGAAUCUGAAGUCUCGCGGACAAACAAGCGGGAAUCUGGGAUCCAAAAGAUAAAAAAAUUAAGCACAUUUAUGGAAGGCCGUGCUCCUGAAGUUUUCAGGUUACCCCUUGAGAGAAACAAUAAUGGGAUAGAUGGAUCAGAGAGCUACACAUUUGGCCAAAACAACAUGAAGCAAAAUUACACAAUUAUGUUUCUGGGCGAAACAGGUUCAGGGAAGUCAACUCUGAUCAAUGGAAUGAUCAACCACAUCCUGGGCAUAGAUUGGACAGACUCUUUCCGCUUUAAAAUAAAAGAUGAGGGCCCGUUGAAGUCACAAACAGAAAGUCAGACAACCCACAUUACUGUCUACAAAGUCAACCAUCAAGAUUGGUUCAAAAUCCCUUAUUCUGUAACCCUCAUUGACACUCCGGGUUUCGGCUCCACAAGGGGAAAAGAGAGUGACUGGAAGUUCACAGAGAAGAUCAGCAGUUUCUUGAACUCGGCAAAGGGAGUCUUGAAGAUAGAUAAAGUUUGUUUAGUCACCCAGGCUUCUCUAGCAAAACUAACACCUGCACAGAAGAAUGUCUUUGAUUCAGUAACGUCCAUCUUUGGUAAAGACGUGGCAAAGAAGAUUUGCAUGCUGGUCACAUUUGCAGACGGUCAGCUGCCUCCUGUUCUCGAGGCAAUCAACGCUUCCAAUGUUCCAUGUCCUAAAACCAAGAAUGGACUGCCAUUGCACUUCAAAUUCAACAACUCUGCACUGUUUGCGGACAAUAGAUCUGUCCAUGACAGAAUUGAUGAAGACUGUGAUGAAGGCAUGGAUGUUGAGCCCGUUGAUGAAAUGUUUUGGAAAAUGGGGGCCAAAAACAUGAAUAGAUUCUUCACUGCCUUGGAGAAAAUGACCAAUCAAUCAACCAAAGAGUUUCCCAAUGAGCAAAGUCCGUUGGAGGCUGAGGAAAAGGAGGGUAUCCCGGCACAGAACUGGUGACAAUGAAAGGAAAACCAGCCAACAAGAGAAGCUCAACAGAAGAGAGGAAGAAUCAUUCACAGUCAAAAAAAGACGAGCAAGAAAGAAGGUUUUAUUAUUUUAAUCAUUUGCAUUGUUAAAUAGAGAAGUCUGAUAUUUUGAUAGUGCAGUAAAUAAAUAGCACAGGUAUAAGAAUGAUCAACAAAUAUUCAUUUAUGUUAGUAUUUUACUGCUAUUGUGUUCGCUUCAGCUCUACUAGUUUCUGCUGUGAUAUAAGUAUUUCCACAAUUUGGUACAUAAUUUGAACAUAUGUAACCGUCCCCUCUUAUGUUUUUGAACUUUAAAAAAAAAUAUAUAUAUAUUAAAUAAAUAUUAGAAAGAUUUAAUUGACAAGCUUAUUUAAAUUUUUAUACAAGAAUGGAUUCUCAAAACCUUACCAUUAUCAAUAUUGGAAGUAUUGACAAACCUGUAUUGGUUCCGAUCCAUCCAUCCCUUACUACCACCCUAGGUGAUGGCAACAAUCAGCCAAAAUCACAGAAAAUUACAUCCUUCUUUUUCUGCUAAAUGAACUAAUUUAAAGCUUGGUCGAUCAUAUAAUAAUACAGAGGUUGUUGAUGAAAACAGAGUAUGGAAAUUAUGAUAAAUAAUUGUUGGGUGUAAAUGUGAUUAUGAAUAUGUUUACCCUUUGUUUAUGAAUAUGUUUAACUUUAGUUUCAUAAUUAUUUAUUAUGUUACAAGAACAGAGGCCUUAAAAACAUGAUGAAAUUAUGAAAAAAGAGCAAGGAAAUUAUGAUCAAUAAUUGUUGGGUGUAAAUGUGAUUAUGAAUAUGUUUACCCUUUGUUUAUGAAUAUGUUUAACUUUAGUUUCAUAAUUAUUUAUUAUGUUACAAGAACAGAGGCCUUAAAAACAUGAUGAAAUUAUGAAAAAAGAGCAAGGAAAUUAUGAUCAAUAAUUGUUGGGUGUAAAUGUGAUUAUGAAUAUGUUUACCCUUUGUUUAUGAAUAUGUUUAACUUUAGUUUCAUAAUUAUUUAUUAUGUUACAAGAACAGAGGCCUUAAAAACAUGAUGAAAUUAUGAAAAAAGAGCAAGGAAAUUAUGAUCAAUAAUUGUUGGGUGUAAAUGUGAUUAUGAAUAUGUUUACCCUUUGUUAAUGAAUAUGUUUAACUUUAGUUUCAUAAUUAUUUAUUAUGUUACAAGAACAGAGGCCUUAAAAACAUGAUGAAAUUAUGAAAAAAGAGCAAGGAAAUUAUGAUCAAUAAUUGUUGAGUGUAAAUGUGAUUAUGAAUAUGUUUACCCUUUGUUUAUGAAUAUGUUUAACUUUAGUUUCAUAAUUAUUUAUUAUGUAACAAGAACAGAGGCCUUAAAAACAAUAUUAACAAAAGUAUAAUCAUUAGCUGUAUGCUAUCGCUCAUCUUACACUAUAUAGAACAAUUUUGAAAGAUUGAAAAUGGUCUGUGUUGCCUAUUUUUUUAUUAAUUCAAGUUUUUAUUAAUCCCAGUUUCCCAGUUGUAAAUUUAGGUCAUGAAAUUACCAGCAGGGGAGGACAACUGUCAAUGUGUUUUUGCAGGAACACUGUGAAAAUUGAAAUUGAAAGAUUAUAUCUCUAUCUCUGCUUA